AUGUCCGACCUCGAUCAGGUACCAGGAUCCGACAUCAAGCCUUGGGCUCGCUCAGAAGCCCAAGGCUAUUGUUUCACAAACGCCAAUGUUGUCGAUGUGCUAGCGGGGAAGCUCUUGGAAGGCGCCACUAUCAUCACCCGCCUGGGUAAGAUUGAAUCAGUGGCACUCUCCCCUCCAGAACCUCUUCCGACCGAUCUUACAAUCAUUGAUUGUGAGGGGCGCUAUCUUUGUCCCGGUCUCUUUGAUGCCCACGUGCACCUUUGUGCUGUUCCAGGGUUCAAAGAUCUAUCAAAGGCAUUUGGAAACCCAAAUGAUGUCCAUUUGCUUCGACAACCUUACACGGCGGCUCAGAUGCUGCAUCGAGGCUUCACCAGUAUUCGUGAUUGCGGUGGUGCCCAGCUUGCGAUUAAAGAAGCUAUCGAGGAUGGUGUCUUUCCUGGGCCUCGGAUCUUCAUCUCCGGUCAUGCAUUGUCUCAAUUCGGAGGACAUGGCGAUCUUCGAGGCUCGCAUGAACCUACCGAGUGCUGCGGAGGCACCCAUAGCAACAACCAUCUCGGCCGAAUGUGCAAUGGCGUGCCGGAAUGCAUGGCUGCUGUCCGCGAGGAAAUUCGCUGCGGCGCUGAUUUCAUCAAAAUUAUGGGCUCUGGAGGUGUUGCCUCUCCCACAGAUAAGCUAGAGCACCUCCAGUUCACGUCUGCCGAAAUCCGGGCUAUGGUUGAAUGUGCAGAUAACGCUGGGACUUUCGUCACUGCCCAUGCCUAUACAGUGAAAGCCAUCAGGCACUGCAUUGAUAACGGCGUGCGAGGAAUUGAACAUGGAAACUUCGUCGAUCCACCAACUGCCAAGCUGAUGGUAGAGAAAGGAGUUUAUCUCACACCCACCCUCAUCGCUUAUGCCCAAAUGGCGUCGGAACGCUGGAAGGGAUAUUUGCCCCCAGAGUCUCAGGCGAAGAAUUCCCAAGUCUUGCACUCGGGUCUUGAAGCCCUUAAGAUUGCUUCCGAUGCAGGUGUCAAAAUGUGUUAUGGCUCUGACUUGCUCGGUCCGUUAGGCUCUGCUCAGACACAGGAGUUCUCCCUUCGGUCACAAGUCUUGUCUCCACUUGAGGUAUUACAAAGCGCGACAAUUAACCCGGCGAAGAUGAUGAGCUGCGAGAAUUUGAUUGGGCAGAUCAAGAAAGGGUUUCAUGCAGAUAUCGUUGUUCUGAGUCAGAAUCCUCUCGAAGAUGUAACUAUCUUUGAUAACCCUGAUAAAUAUGUGCUUGGAGUGAUGAAAGAUGGUCGGGUCUACAAAAGCCGUUGGAGUACCUUGCCCGAGGACUGGGAGAUUCCGGUGCGAGUAAAGUAUAACUGA
Messenger RNA from Penicillium subrubescens, 1350 nucleotides. RefSeq names its product metal-dependent hydrolase family protein. The record is from RefSeq and is a predicted model, not a curated record. Bases 1 to 1350 code for a protein of 449 amino acids. Gene Ontology annotation, molecular function: hydrolase activity, acting on carbon-nitrogen (but not peptide) bonds. Lineage: Eukaryota; Fungi; Ascomycota; Eurotiomycetes; Eurotiales; Aspergillaceae. The transcript has a single exon.